Messenger RNA from Condylostylus longicornis, 3543 nucleotides. RefSeq names its product probable serine/threonine-protein kinase kinX. NCBI's taxonomy places the organism in Eukaryota, Metazoa, Arthropoda, Insecta, Diptera, Dolichopodidae. The record is from RefSeq and is a predicted model, not a curated record. The transcript has 7 exons. The coding region runs from base 1 to 3543 and encodes 1180 amino acids.
AUGGUACCAAAGUUAUUACUAAUAGCAAUUUUUGGUGUUCAUCAAAUUACUGUAGCCCAUCAGCAGCAUUUAGUUACACUACCAGAAACAACAAUAACAGAAAAGGUUCUUAAAGCAAACGAAACGAUAAUAAAAGAGAAAGAAAAUCAAAAUAAUGGAAAAUCAAAACAGGAACCUCUCACCUUUCGCUACAAUUAUUCUAUAAUUGGACAAAAUGAUUCAGUUGACCAACGUUCUGAAUAUCAAUUGGGAACAAAUACAUUGGGGAAUUAUUUUGUUCAAUUACCAGAUGGUGAAUCUAAAGCGAAAGUAGAAUAUACGGCUGAUGAUUUGGGAUUUCACCCAGUAGUCAGAUUGGAAAUGAAGAAUAAUCAAAGUGAACUGAUAAGCCAUUUUGCUAUUGGAGAAAAUGCAGUGAAAUCAUUGAAUGAAAAUGAUAUGAAAGUUAUUGAAACAACUCCUUUCAAUAUUGUCAACACUACCAAUGACAAAAGUAAUAUUAAAUCUGAUAAUAGUAUAGCAUUUAGUAUUAAAUGUUCAAUAACAAGUAUAUCAUACAAUGAUAAUGAUGAAAUUAAUGAAUCUUUUAGUAAUAGGACAAUAUCUGAUAACAAUCCGAUUAAAAUUGAAGAGACAAAUAAUAAUCCAUCAUUUUCACAAGAGGACGAACGAAAUAAAAGAGAUGAAAAUGAUGAUAGUAUGUUUUUCUUUAAUAAACCAUUUGGUGAUAUAUUUAAAAAUCAAAUUACUGAAUACUUAUCUAAUGCUUCAAGAAGUCAUUCUGAUAUAUUUAAAACAUCAAAAGCUGUACCACACAUGAAUGAAGUUUUUCAUUAUUUUAAUGUACAUCCGGUACCUGAAAUUGAAUCGGAUUAUCGAGAAAAUUCAACAUAUAAUAAUAAUAAUAAUUAUCAAAUGGAGGAUUUUAAUAAGUAUCAAAGUGUAAGUGGUCUAGAUAAUUGGAUUACAGAAUAUUUAGAAGGAACUAAAUCACCAGAAACUUAUUCUAAUAAUAAAGAUGAUUUGCAAGCACUACCAACACGUAUUAAUAUAGUUAAUGAUAAUUCAACAGCAUCCAUAACACAGAGUACUAUAACAAAUGAUUUUACUAAUGAUAAACAAAAAGAAUACCACAACAAAUCCAUUAAUUCAAAUAAAGAUAUUGUUUCAGAUUUUACUGGUUAUAUAUCAGAUCAGGAUGUCCUUAAUAUUAAUGAUGCAGCUGAAGACGCAUCGUUUAAUAUAAGUAAUGAAAGGCCAGAAGAUAAUGUUAUAGCUGAUUCAAAUGCUGUUCAUAGUAAUACAUAUAUUAAUCCACUAAAUGUUGUACAAAUAAUUCCAUCACGUGAAAAAUUCAUUAACAUUCCCAGAUCACAAACUAAAUCAUUGGAUGAAUCACAUGAAAAUGAAGAACGUAAUUUUUCAAAAGAAUACUCUGGAAUAAUACAAGAAGCACCUUCUAGAAGAUUUUUGAAAAAUUUUAAACCAAAAUACAAUGAAAAUCGAGUCGAACUUACAAAAAUUACUGAAAUUGAAGGAACAACGCAAAAAGAGAAUUUAGUUGUUACAUCUAAUCGACAAUACAAAAAUUUAACGCCACUUUUUUAUAGCACCACUGAAGUUAGCGAUAACUUUACAACAUUACUAACAAGUACAGCACCAACUUUUAAAAAAAAUACACGAGGAAAAACUUUUGUAGAAAUUCAAAAAUCUGUAAAUGUUCACAAUAUGCUUAUUCAGGAACAUAACGGCAAAUUUAUUGAACAACAUGAAGAGUAUCGCAAACCUUAUAAAUAUGGUGAAAAAAUUGUUAAUAUCGAUACACAGCCACAACAUAUUACUCAAACCUUUUCCACACGUCAGCCUAUUGUAGUUGACGAACAAUUAUAUGAACCAGUCACGGUGUCACACCCAAGUAAAGUUCUACCGGUUCCUUAUCCUGUUAAGGUACGAAACGAAGAAAACUUCCCCGUAGGAAAAAAAGUUGAAGUACGGAGUAAAGAAUAUAUUCCAACUGGAAAAGAGGCUCUUUUGUCUUAUGCAAAUAAAAAUCCAUUAGAUCUAUACCGGGUUGAUGCACCAGUCAAAGGAUAUGUUUCAGCCGAAAAAAAAUUACUCAAUUCACAACCAAGUAAAGCUAUACCAGCUCCUUAUGCUGUUGAAGUACAUACAAAUGAAUACACUCCAGUUGUGAAAGAUGUUCCAGUUUAUGUAUCAACACCAGCACCAUAUCCAGUAGAAAUUCCAAAACCAUAUCCUGCCGAAAAAAUUGUCGAAAAACCAAUUACAAUUACAGAAAAAGUUCCAAUUUAUGUUAGUAGACCGUAUCCAGUUGAAACAGUAGUAGAAAAAGAAGUACCAGUACCUGUAGAAAAAGUGGUCGAAAAAUAUGUGGACCGACCAUAUCCAGUUGAUCGACCAUAUCCGGUACCCGUAACAGUUGAAAAAGUUGUUGAAAAACCGGUGGCUGUGCAAGAAAUUGUUCAGAUUCCGUAUGCAGUUAAAGUACCACAGUAUAUACCACAACCAUAUCCUGUUGAGAAAAUCGUAGAGAAAAUUGUUGACCGUCCAGUUGAAAAAGUAGUAGAAAAAGAAGUGAAAGUUCCAUAUCCUGUAGUCAUCAAAAAGACUGUAGAAAAACCAGUAGAGAAAAUUGUUGAUCGCCCGGUACCAUAUGCUGUUCCGGUUCCAGUACAAGUACCAAUCGAUCGUCCUUAUCCAGUUGAAACACUUGUUCCAGUCGAAAAAAUUGUUGAAAAACCAGUUAAGGUUGAAGUAGAGAAAAUAGUUGAAAAACCAGUCACAGUUGAAGUUGAGAAAAUUGUUGAGAAAAUUGUUGAUCGACCAGUAACUGUUGAAAAAGUUGUUGAAAAGAUCGUGGACCGUCCAGUGACCGUAGAAAAAAUUAUUAAUAGAGCUAUAUUAAUUCCGGUUCAAGUUCCAGUACCUUAUCCAGUACCAACAGCAUCAGCAUAUCAAUCACACGAUUUUCAUCCUGCAAAAGGAAACUUUUAUGGCAAAUCGAAUGCUUUGCACACUGAUUUUAAUUUGCCUAUUAUAAGUAAUCAUUACCCAGCAACAGAACUGUAUACCUUACUUCAACCCACACCCCCACACCAAAAUGCAUUGAACUUUUUCAAUCAACCUCCGGGACCACCGCAAUCGAUGCAACAAAUGCCUAUUUCAGUGACACUAUUACCGAAACGACCAACAUAUUCGUUUGCUCCGAAAUAUCCACAUUCAUCGCAUCCAAUUAUCAAUAAUAUUCGUUAUCCGAAAAAUUUGAGUCAUAAACCAAUAAUACCACCGGCAAUAUUACAUCAUUCUUUACAAAAAGUAAUUGCAAAUGAUUAUAUUGGACCCGUGCCAGCAGAAAGUGAAAAAUCUUUUUGGGUUGUUGCUCCUGGUCCUGGUUCGCGAGGUUUAUACAAACGUAGUUCAGAUUUUGAAAAGAACUUAAGAGUUGAGUAUGGUUUUAAACCUCCUUUAGUACCAUCAGUCGAAAUUGAUGAUCAAGGACAACCGAUUGAAAAAAAAGAUUAA